Molecule: messenger RNA, 3553 nt
Organism: Botrytis porri
Lineage: Eukaryota; Fungi; Ascomycota; Leotiomycetes; Helotiales; Sclerotiniaceae
Exons: 5
Coding region: 1645-2880 (411 amino acids)
Biological process (GO): regulation of transcription by RNA polymerase II
Cellular component (GO): PcG protein complex; transcription regulator complex
Molecular function (GO): DNA-binding transcription factor activity, RNA polymerase II-specific; RNA polymerase II cis-regulatory region sequence-specific DNA binding
Source: RefSeq, a predicted model, not a curated record
UGUUUGGGUUACUUCCACUUUUCUAUCUGUCACUCCGAGAGAUGGAGACGAUUUGUGUCGAACGAAGAGAAAAAACGAAAGAAAGGACGAAGUUUACAUACAACACGCAAUAAGAAAUGGGAAGCCAAAAAAAGCAACAAGACAAGAAACAAGGAAGACAAAACCGUUCAUUCUAGCAUUUAUUAUCAUAUAAGAGAGAAAGCAAAAUUAUGAUCGGACUCCACUUCCAUCAACAUAUUCAUAUAACUCAAAAUCUUCAAUUCCACAUUAAUCAUCAACUCAUUCGACUACCGAUCGGAUUAUCAUUAGACAAAAGAGGGAAGAGGGUCAACUAUCAUCUCGAGAGUCAAGGGUUGUUCAGUCGGAUGUGAAAAUCUCACCUGUCUCUUGAGAUCGAUAUUGCAUCCACUGCUUUCCUUGCAUACCUAUUGAUCCAUCCAUUCAUAUGUACUGUACCUAUAUUGCCAUCCUUCUUGAGUUGCUUCAUUGACAAUUGGAAAUCGAGGGAUGCCCUGACUGCCCUACCUCAUUGUUGGCUAAUGCUGAUUGACUGCCUACCUGGUAUACAAUAUCAUCCUCGCAUAUCCUACUGGGGUCCCUCGUUACCUUGCACUUUCUUCUUCGUGGGGAAAAAGGUAUUUACUCACGAGAAUUCCAUCCAUCUACUGUCUACUGUAUUGCAGAUACAAGCCGUACGAGUCAGAAAAAAGUCUAAUAUCUUGAACGCAAUCUUGCCAUCGAGCUACAAAGCAUCUCAUAUCUUAUCAAGGCGCCAUGCUAUCUCUAAAUUCUCUACCUUAAAAAAAGCUUUGAACCGUCAAGCAUCUUCCCACUACAAAAAGCUGGACAUCAACAUCAACAUCAACAUCUUUCUACUGAAUCCACAUUCAAGAACUACGCUUACAACCAUCAUCCCUCUCAACCUCUCCAGAAAACUAAAGCCGUCGAUCUCGGCCGCCUUUGAAUUCCCGACGAUUCUACUUCAAGAAUGGUCCUUGUUUCGCAACUUUAACAUAUCCACACUACUUCAGAGACACUUUGACGUCGAAACAACCAGACCAUAUUUUCACCAGUUAGUCAAGUCUACCUGCCGAGAACCCUUAUUUUUUCACACCUUGUCCAGCCACUCGCAUGACCCGACACAGCACAAGCUAGAGCUAGAGCUAGAUCCAGGAACCUCAACUUUAACUUCCUUACCACGUUCACAGUUUCCCUCAAUUGCUCGUGCGCCCCACCAUUCCGUGUUUGGGCGGAUGAUUUACAAGCUCCAGUCCACAUCCCGCAUCCAAAAAAAAAUCUCCUUGAAAGUUUCGUGCUAUUCUUGUACACAGUUUACGAGAACCAUCGUAGCUUUCCUUUUACAAUACUUUCUUGCCGGGGCCUUCUCCAAGUCAGUUCGCCAAUUAUCACUUUCGCUCAACGCUAUUGCGCUGGACGCUUUGUAUCUUACAAGAUUCCCCCAUUGAGUCUCUAUUCGACAUCACUUGCAUACCAAGCAAACAAAUCACAACACCUGCUCUUCUUAUAUAUCAACUUCUCAUUCCAUUGCUCGAUCAGACGUUCACAACAUCGGACGCAUAACCAACCAGACCUACAUUGAGACUUAACACUUCAACCUCGAUCGAUAGAAUCUAGGAAUACAUAAUGGACGUCAUGGAGCUAGUUGAGAACGAGCAAAACGCACGCCCCUUUCAAUGCGAUUGGAAAACAUGCAUCAAGAGCUUCAACAGAAAAUCUGACCUUCAGCGUCACUAUCGCAUACAUACAAAUGAGAGACCUUACUCAUGCGUAACUCCAGGAUGCGGGAAAAGCUUCAUCCAAAGAAGUGCCUUGACCGUCCACAUCCGUACACACACUGGUGAAAAGCCUCAUCAAUGUCAACACAUUGGCUGUGGCAAACGAUUUUCUGAUUCAUCUAGUCUUGCCCGUCAUAGACGUAUUCACACAGGCAAGAGACCUUACAAAUGUGCACACGAUGGUUGUUUGAAAAGCUUUUGUAGAAAGACUACCAUGGUCAAGCAUCAAAGACGUUCGCAUCAACGCGGCAUCCAUUCAUCAGAGCUUGAUGACGGUGAGACAUCUGAUUCUGAUGGUGGGGAAUCGCCAACUACUCCUCAACAUCACUCCAGUCAAAUUCAGUGGCCUCAACACUUGACAGUUCCAGGUGUUCCACAUGCACAUCAGAUGCACAGAGCACACUCAUUCGCGGAUUUUGGACAACAUCAACAGAUUGAUGGGUAUCCCAUGCCACAAGCGUAUGCCCACAGACACAGCCUGUCGGGAGGUCCUCAGGCAUUCGGUCCUAUUCCAGAUCAGCACCAUCACGUUAUGCAAAGACAGCCUAGUCUCCAACACGCAUCUUACUAUGUCCCCGAACAGAACAACCCUGGAGUCGCAACUUUGAACACCAAUCCGGCUCCAAUUCAAACGUACCACAUUCCUCGACAUUCCAUGGAGAGACACCCUCAGGAGAUACUACAAAGCAGCCCCGGUAGUUACUCUUCUCACUCCCGCGCUAGCCCAGUCUCCCAAGAACCUUACUACACACACACCCAGCACUCGGUUCACGUUCCUACAUACGCUAUUCACGGCCAGUCGCCAACUGAACCACAGCCAAUGAUUCAUUACCAGCAGCACGUGCAAACACCUCAAUCAAUUUCAUCACCAGUCCCGCAAGUACAGCAUCAAUUGCAACAUCAAUAUCCACAACCUCCCGAGCAUGGUCAGUGGUAUGAGAGUACUCCUUACCAACAACCUGAAGUGAUCAGCCACGUGCCAAUGUAUCCUCAGGUCACUGUCUUCAGCGAUCCAUGGCAUAAGCUCGAGACAUUUGAUGAUCCAUCAUUACAAAUGCCCAGUGCUCGCAUUGAGAAUUUGUAACAAUACUGAACAGUCAAAACACACGCUCGUUUCGAAACUCUCUUUAGCGAUUGUAUCAUUAAUAAGACGUCGUAUACCCAAGGACUGAGGCACACAGGACUGCAGUUUGUUCCGCUUCAUCAACAAAAGUUUUCACUUCUCCAAGUCUAUCCGCGAUAUACCUAGUACAUUAACGACAUUCACGAAUGCAUCUCAUCCGUCAGCCAGACAUUCCAGCCCUCCCUUUCGGAAUAAUCGGCUUGUCGUGGCAUUUUCACAUACUUUUUAUUUUAUUUUUUAUUUUUACUUUUCUUGUUUUAUGGUAGUUUCCGUCCGGUUUUGCGUACAGAUGAAGCUGGAUCUAAUAUUGGCCGGGGAGGGGGUUGAGGUGGAGGAAGAUGGAGAGAGGGUACAUAAUGAGGAGGUGAUAUCAUGGCGCCACGAGUUCAACGAGGUCAUUUCUUUAUGUUAUAUACUCGCGCACCUGGAAGCGUACCGUGUUGUUUGUGCCUAGAGACUGGUGAUCAAGGCCGGGUUUGCCAUCUGUAUCAAUACUUAUUUAAAUGUUUAUUAGUUUUGGACAAGGGAAUCGGAAUUGGAUAUGGUAUCCAAUUUGGAUUGGAAAGUCUUGUGUGUAUCUAUAGUAGUAGUAAAUAGCUAAAUGAAUAGUAUAAUACCAUCUAUAUCUAGACUU